CUAUUCUGUACGCACCACCAACAAAUUAAAGCGUAAAUGAAAGAACCUUGGGUUACAACGCAACGUCCAUGAUCUAUCGCUACAACCCUGAAUAUUUCUCCGCUGUUAUUAGAUUUUUCUUUCAUCUGUCAAUCCUCGCUUGGAUCUGAACUUUCCUGCCCAGUCUUACAAACGUCUUGGGGUAUCUCUGUCCCUCGCUCUCCGGUUUGAUUUGGGAAUAAAAACACCAGUUAUACAGCUGAUUUGUUCGGUUAGUCUUGCCUUCCUGUUUGUUGAUUUUAGAUCCCUAAUAAACAGGGGUUCUCAUCAGAAAAUCGAGACCAUGAAGAUUUGGGUUUUGGGUGUUCUGUAUUUAUAGUGCUUUCUGGAGCGAUUGGAGACUGAAUUUUGAUUGUUAUUUCUGAGAAAGAAGUGUACUUGAUAGUUGGGUCGCACAGAACUGUUGUGAGUUUGAUGAGAAUUGGGUUUCCGAAGCACCCAUCUAUUCUGUGUUCAUCUUAAGUAUUGUUGAUAGUGGGAGUUUGAGAUCUUUUGCGAACAGUGCAGACAUUGUGGUAGUCAUGUUCUAUGGUGCAGUGGUUUGGGACCCAUGGUUCAUUGUCGCCCAAAUUGUUUGCCUUCAGUGCCUUUACUAUCUUACUCUUGCAGUUUUUUUGACGAUUCUUGUUGGGACUCGAGUAUCUCGAAUGAGCCUUGCCUAUUUCUUUGAUUUCGCUACUGUCUCUACCUCAUCGGUUACUGGUUGGUGUGUCAUUUUGUCGUUGCUGGCCAGUGCAGUCGCAGGUGCUGGAUAUCAGAUUUUCCUAAUUGAGAGGGCAAAGAAGUGCUUAGAUUUUUCUGUCACCCUCUACAUCAUACAUAUCUUUAUUUGCAUAGUUUAUGGAGGCUGGCCUUCAACAAUAACAUGGUGGGUUGUGAAUGGAACUGGAGUUGCAGCGAUGGCUUUACUGGGGGAAUAUCUGUGCAUUAGACGUGAACUCCGAGAAAUUCCUAUCACUCGAUACCAGUCAAAUGUUUGACGGACGGGGUGAAGGCAGGUGAGAAGAUUAUAGUUGGACCAAGGUCAUGAGAUGCAAUACAACUUCCGGUAAGAAAUUCAUUUUAGUUGGAUUCUUUGCUUGAGCCAAUGGCAGCAAUAGAGAGCAACAUAGAAAUUGUGGUAGAUGUAGCACAUAGAGUAGGUAUGCCAUACAGCAAGAAUUUUUAUAUGUACAAUAAUAGGCAAUUGAGGAAGAUACUGCUUUCUGGUUAUGUCAUUUCCUUUGUUGAUUAGGCCCUUAUUCUUUCAUUUGAUGAAUUCACUUGAGUUUCGUAAUUGAUUUAUGGAAUGGAAAAUUUUUCUUUCCUCUG
Molecule: messenger RNA, 1350 nt
Organism: Tripterygium wilfordii
Lineage: Eukaryota; Viridiplantae; Streptophyta; Magnoliopsida; Celastrales; Celastraceae
Product: protein SYS1 homolog
Exons: 3
Coding region: 561-1019 (152 amino acids)
Biological process (GO): Golgi to plasma membrane protein transport; Golgi to endosome transport; protein localization to Golgi apparatus
Cellular component (GO): Golgi membrane; trans-Golgi network
Source: RefSeq, a predicted model, not a curated record